UGUUGCUUUCUGUCUUCUUCUUCCUGCUCGUCCUUCCGAUUAAUCAUUUGGCCACAAGAGAGGGCGAACUGCACCCCCGAUACGUGAAUCUCGGCGUCUCCGCUCGGGAACAACUUCGCCGUCGCGGUUCCUUUUAGUCGUCCCUGAACGAUGACAACAUGCUCAUGAGCGAUGGACUACUACGGGUAUUUUGGCCGUAUGAUCUCCCCCGGUCGUCGUCCCCGGGCGUGAUUGUGGGAUGGCGGAACUCGGAGCUUGACUUCUUUGUGCUCACGGUGCUGGAGGAUGUUGAGCCUCGGAAUGUCGACAAUGCUCUUCGCGCCGGAAUCCUCUUCCGCAAUAGCCCGCACCCGAUUGUGCGCAUAUUUACGCUCUGUGGACGCUCAGCCAUGCAUGUGCUUGGGUCGACUAACUCGCAGGACCCGCCGACGGUUUUCAAUCCGUCGCAUCUAUAUGUCAACACGCAACCGUCGUGCAAGGUGCCCCGGAUCUAUUGCCCGCCUGAAACCAAUCUGUCUGUUCAAGUGAUCAUGUUCAACCGGCCUCAUCCGACUCGAAUGGAGUACAUGUCGCUGAAUCCCAUUUCCCUCGCUCUGGGUGAUAAGGUCCUGACCACGGAUAAGUCGGAUUCCGUGUCGGAUAAGAUCGAUACCGAGGAAGAAGGGGAUAGAUCUCGGUCGGGCAAGCUGGUUGAGAAACUCAAACUGCAUACGGUCGUGAAGCAUGUCCCGUCGCACAAGGAACAGGCACUGCCCCUGAUCGUCAAUCAGGUCAACUGCGCGUACGAGAUGGGGAAACUUAUGGAAAAGAACAGUCAUCUGAUUGGGAUUCGCAUCAAGCGAAGCAUGAGUGUUGGGGAGCGGGUGGUAGAGUCUGCAACUACUCUAUGGGAUCUGUUUGUACUGGGAGUUUCUUAUGUGUUCUGGCAGUGGAUUUGGCCCGUGGUUACGCGGGUGUUCGUCGUCGGUCUGGUCUGCCAUCGCACCGUGGCGGAAGUGGUUUUGCAGAUUCUGGAGUGGCGCGCUCGUCCUGAUGCGGCCGCGCUGAAGGAUAUAUCAGCCACAGCCCAGCAGGUUGAUAUUCGGCUUCAGCAGUUUUGCUACUGGCCCAUUCAAUACGCCAAGUUGCGACAAAGGAAGGAUAAUUGGGAGAGCGUGACAACGAGUCAUCCGGAUUACAUCCGGUUCUACAACAGCUUGUGGCUUGUGGCCAACGAUGUGAUCAUCGGGAUCGCGCUGGGAUCGUACAUCAUCGACAAUGCCAACUGGGUGGCCUUUCAGAUUAAUUCCAUCCUCACGGGUUGGACGGUCGAGGGUCUGCAACGCACUAUUUCCUGGCUGAUGGACUGGCCGGCAGGUCUUAAACUAAACAACGAACUCGCUGCGUUCCUCGGUGAUCUGUUCUUGUGGGUGAUCGAAAACUGGGCCGCCUGCAUUGCGAAUCUGCAACCCUAUCUGCCUCAUGUGAUAUACAUUGUUGGAUGCUCGUCUUUCGCGGGAGCCAGCAUGCCCAUCGCGCUCUUUUCAGAUCUUGUGUCCAUCCUGACCGUGCAUAUUUACUCUUUCUACACCGCGUCGGCGCGCAUUUUCAACUGGCAACUCACCAUCAUCAUAUCUCUGUUCCAUCUUUUUCGCGGAAAGAAGCGAAAUGUGCUCCGCAAUCGUAUAGAUUCAUGCGACUAUGACCUUGAUCAACUCCUCAUCGGCACCAUCCUAUUCACCGUGCUUUUCUUCCUCUUGCCUACUAUCAUUGUCUUCUAUUUGGCGUUUGCAUCCGCGCGGAUGUUAAUCAUCUCAUUGAAAGCGGCGCUUGAUACAUGGCUGGCUUUUUUGAAUCAUUUCCCGCUAUUUGCACUCAUGCUGCGGGUCAAGGACUCUCGUCGACUACCCGGCGGGAUCCUCUUCGAGCUUCGGGAAGAGAACGACAAAUCAUCGGAUAGCUCGACUUCGGUGCCAUAUAUUCACCUCGAGUCAAUCCCCCUUACUCUUCGCGCCAUGUUCGACCAAUACUUCCAGCUCGGCCACCGACUUCGGAAACACUAUCUCUCGCCGCAGGUCAUUUUCUGUCUCUUCACUGGCCGCUUCGUGCCGCCCAUCCACCGUCGGAAUCUAUAUAGUAUGCAAUAUAGCAUGCUUCCUGCCCGUCGGGCCGGUAUGGCAGAAGUAUGGUCCAUUCUGACGCAGCCCCGGAAAACCCAUAGUACAGGAAGCAGCUCUUCCUCGAUGGGUGGGGGAAUUGGCAACGCGGCGAACGGGCUGCUUAAAGUGCCUGGAGGAUUUGGGCAAGGGGAUAUGAGACGAAGAGGACAUCGGUGAUUCAUGAGCUAGAUGUUUAUAGAUAGAUAUGAGUUUAUGCGAAUAAUAAUACACUAUUUCUG
Messenger RNA from Aspergillus steynii IBT 23096, 2377 nucleotides. RefSeq names its product phosphatidylinositol N-acetylglucosaminyltransferase. The record is from RefSeq and is a predicted model, not a curated record. Gene Ontology annotation, biological process: GPI anchor biosynthetic process. Bases 159 to 2315 code for a protein of 718 amino acids. The transcript is spliced from 6 exons. Gene Ontology annotation, cellular component: membrane; endoplasmic reticulum. NCBI's taxonomy places the organism in Eukaryota, Fungi, Ascomycota, Eurotiomycetes, Eurotiales, Aspergillaceae.